Messenger RNA from Zymoseptoria tritici IPO323, 3258 nucleotides. RefSeq lists its product as uncharacterized. The transcript has 6 exons. Gene Ontology annotation, molecular function: lipid binding. The record is from RefSeq and is a predicted model, not a curated record. Lineage: Eukaryota; Fungi; Ascomycota; Dothideomycetes; Mycosphaerellales; Mycosphaerellaceae. Bases 296 to 2932 code for a protein of 878 amino acids.
CACCAUCACCACACUCACCACCACAUCACCACAACCAGCGCUUGCUUCGAUAUCGCGUCGCAUAAUACCCCAGAGAUACCCCAUUUGCUUUACCGAGCAUUGUAAUAUCCACCAACACAUGCGCUAGUGUCGCUGCUGUCGGCCACGAAAACAUCAACUCCAUCCACCUUCCAUCAACAAACCAACAGACUCUUCACCACCAGAGUCUUCAUCGCAUCAGCUCGCAACACCGCGACCUGUUCCUCCCGCAGAAGCACCUGCUACCACCGAGAAACCAGUCUCACCAACCGCCACCAUGGUCGGAACUCCCAACGUCAACGUGCCCACCGAUCCCAAGAUCAAGGAGAAGGAUGUCAACGCUAAGCUCCAGCUUUUCGGCAUCUACGCCGCCUUUGCCAAUGGCAAGGUCCCAUCCAACAAGCAAAUCGAUGUCGCAAUGAACAGCGCACUCGAGUGGAAGGGACUCAAGAGCCCAUCCAGCAAGCUCUCAACAGAAGGCCAGAAGCUGGUCGGUGAUCUGCGCAAGGUCAUCGAGCAGGCCAAGGUUCUGUUACUCACAAAGAACCAAGGCGAUCUCCUUCAGGACUUCAUCUGGCAAACUCAGCACCUCGGUUCCGGUGACGCCAACAAGGUGUCUGCGCCGAUCGACAAGGACACUGCGCAGCAGCACGGACAGCAGGCGCUUGAGGGUCUCCGCACCCUCGGACAGCUCAUCAUCACCAACGGUCAAUUCCGCAAGCUCUUGAAGGAUGCCUCCGUUCUCGUCCGCGACAUUGCCGGUGACGCCGCGCAAAACGCCGCCAACAAGGUCAACCCCGGUGAGGAGGAGCUCUCCAGAAUCGAUGAGCCCGCUCAAGACAACACCUGGCACGACGCCCCAGAUCUCUCCAAGGACAACUUGAAGAAGCAGGCUCAGGCUAAGAUCCCAAUUGGCAAGAAGGAUCUCGAGAAGGCCGCCGGCGAUGUCAACCAGGCUGCCGACCCCAACAACUCCCGCGAUCCCAACCAGACCGCCGACCUCGCCGCGAGGGAGGCCCAGCAGGGUCCAAAGAACACCAGCAUCGACCCCAAGGCUGGCGCUCAGCAGGCCAAGGAGAACGCGAAGAAGCUCUACGACGAGCGCGUCGAUGAGGAAGAUAAGCAGAAGGCGCGCGAGUACCGCGAGAAGACCAACGAGUACUUCAAGAAGAAGAUGCCCAAGGAGCGCCGCGAGCAGACCAUCUACCGCUUGAAGAAGAUGGUUGUCGAGAUCCAAGGCCACUCCGACUACCAGCAGGCCAUUGACACUCUUCUCCGCCUGGCUGAGGAGUACAACGGACACGCCAAGAGCGUGGCUGACCAGACCACCGGAGCCGUCAAGGGUGCUCACUCCCAGACUAGCCUGCAACGCGCGGAAGCUGACCUCAAGACUCUCUUGGAGCGCUUCGCCAACUCGACCUCGUUCGACGACCUUUUCGACUCCAUCAACCAGAUGUACAAGAACGCCGAGCAAGACCCCGAGCUUAGGAACUGGUUCCAGAGACUGAACCGCUUCAUCCGCAAGUGCUUGAAGGAGCAGGGCUACAUCCUCCAGGACGAGUCCAACGAGGAGUGGAACCAGAUCUACGACAAGGGCAACUUCCUCCUCCGCGAGCGCUACCGCGACGACACUAACCGCAUCGCCGAUGAGGGCAAGUUCCUCGCCGAGCAAUUCGAGAAGGACCCACAGAACGAUGCCUUUGGCAGGUCCAUGGAGAAGCUCUUCAAGGACUUGGGCAACGACGAGAACGGCAAGGCCGAGUUCAAGCCUCACUUGGUCAAGGACUUGACCGAGGUCAUCCUCCCUGCGUUCUUCACACACGUCCGCUACAUUCCAAUUCCUCGCAUUGAGGUGUCCGACCCGCAGAUCGACGCCAUUGUCGAGAACCUCGUCAUCGAGGGCAACAAUCUCGCACCCAACCAGCUCGAGUUUGGCAGCGACAACUACUGGGCUUGGGGACGUAUGGGAUACAAGUCGACCAACAAGAACAAGGUUCUCCUCUCCGUCGCCGGCGUUCAGUGCGAUCUCCGCGACGUCGCCUACUACGUCAAGCGCAAGCAGGGCUUCCCAAGCAUCACCGACAAGGGUGUCAUGGACAUUUCCCUUGGCGGCUCCGGCUUGAGCUUCAAGGUCGCAAUGGAGACUGCUGACAAGACCGACCGUGCUCACUUCUUCAAGAUCAACAAGGUCACCGUCGACCUCCAGAACUUGAACAUUAAGCUCAAGCAGUCCAACCACAAGCUUCUGUUCGGUCUCUUCAAGCCUCUCUUGUUGAAGGUCCUCAAGCCAGUCAUCCUCAAGGCUGUUGAGAAGCAGAUCCGCGACAACGUCAAGCAGCUCGACGCCAAGCUGUACGAGGUCAAGCAGGAGGUCGAUCGCGCCACCGAGGAGGCCAAGAACAACCCCGACCCCGAGAACCUGAAGAACAUUUACCAGCGCUACUUCGAGGCCUUCCAGAAGCAAAUGACCAAGGCCGACAAGAAGAAGGAGAAGCUGCAAGAGAAGAAGGAGAAGACCGAUGUCAACGUGGCUGUCACCCAGCACGACUCGAUCUUCAAGAACAUCAGCCUGCCCGGUGGCAUCAGCACCAAGGCGACCGAGUACCGAGACCUCGCCGCCAAGGGUGAGGCGUGGCAGUCGCCCGUGUUCUCGAUUGGCUCCGCCAGCGAGAGCAAGAACCUGCCAUCCGCCAGCAACCCAAGCCGCAAGUCUCGCAACACGGCUGCCGGCGGCGUCCGUGGCGGCAACGUUCCCUCCACCUCCAACAACGCCAACGGCUUCUCCUCGCAGGUCAACGAUGCCUUCAAGCCCAACCAGGACACCCUCGGCAGCGGUGUCGGUGGCACCAACCUCGGCAGCGGUGUCAACACCACUCUUGGUAGCAACAACCCCGUCCUCCAGGGCAACGUUUAAAUCAUACAACGUUUCUCAUGACUGGAUGUGUUCGGCGUUGGGAAAAAGCGAGAUGAUACCCGUUUUUUUGGAACAGACAGGACAGAGCAGAACAGGACAGGACGAGACUCAAGAAAUGUUUUCCGUUGUUGACGUUGUGAGAUCGAUGAUACCACUACUGCGAGAAGAAAAAGUGUGCUUCCUUUUUUGCUUUUGCUUGAUUUUUUUUGCGCGGACGAUGCGAGUAAUUAUAAUGCGGAUAUGAGGUGGGAGACUGGGGGACUUGUGGUGAGUUCUUCCGGUCUUUUCGCUGAGUGGACGUUGUGAAAUGGAUCUUUUUGUUCUUC